GCGGCGGCUUCCUCCCGGCCUGCCCUCAGCGUCCGGCUCCUCGGCGCGGGGCGGGGAGGUGCCUGCGGGCCGGGCCGGGGCCGGGGCCGGGGCCGGGAGACCCCCGCCUCGCUCGCCGCCGUGUCGGAGCGGCGCCGCGGCCAUGGGGACGGCGUCGUCGCUGGUGAGCCCGGCGGGCGGCGUCGGGGAGGUGAUCGAGGACACGUACGGCGGCGGCGAGGCCUGCGAGAUCCCGGUGGAGGUGAAGCCCAAGGCGCGGCUGCUGCGCAGCUCCCUGCGGCGCGUCGGGGCGGCGCGGCCCGGCGGGCUGCUGGGCGCCAGCUUCAAGUCGACGGCGUCGGUGCAGGAGCUGGAGUGUGCGGCCGAGUACGAGCGCCUCAAGAAGGAGUACGAGAUCUUCCGCGUCAGCAAGAACAACGAGGUGGCCUCGAUGGUGAAGAAGGAGGCCAAGCUGGACCGGGAGAACAAGCGGCUGCGCGCAGAGCUGCAGGCGCUUCAGAAAACGUACCAGAAAAUACUGAGAGAGAAGGAGAGCGCGUUGGAGGCCAAAUACCAGGCCAUGGAGAGAGCUGCUACGUUUGAACAUGAUCGAGACAAAGUCAAAAGGCAGUUCAAGAUUUUUAGGGAAACUAAAGAAAAUGAGAUUCAGGACUUACUGAGGGCCAAACGAGAACUGGAAGCAAAACUUCAGAGGCUGCAGGCCCAAGGAAUCCAAGUGUUUGAUCCCGAAGAGUCUGAUUCUGAUGACAAUUGUACAGAUGUUACAGCUGCCGGGGUGCAGUCUGAAUACUGGAAUGGAGGAGCUUUGGGAAGUGAGCCAUCCAUGGGUAGUAUGAUGCAACUUCAGCAGUCUUUCAGAGGACCUGAAUUUGCUCACAGCUCUAUAGAUGUUGAGGGACCAUUUGCAAAUAUAAACAGAGAUGACUGGGAUGCUGCUGUUGCUAGUUUGUUACAGGUUACUCCUCUGUUUUCCCACUCUCUAUGGAGUAACACAGUAAGAUGUUUUAUUAUUAGUACUGCUGAGACUGAACCAGAAGUGGACAUCUUCAUUAGGAACUACUCACCAAAACUUCAAAGAAUCUGUGAAACAAUGGGAUACUUCUUUCAAGUUGUUCAUUUUCCAGCAGAAAAUGAAAGUCAUUUUAAGGAUGUAAGAAAAUGGGAAAUUGAAAAAAGUUCAUUAGUCAUUUUGCUCCUACAUUUAACUUUGCCAAGCUGUUUGUUGGAGGACUGUGAAGAAGCCUUCUUGAGAAAUCCAGAAGAAAAGCCCCGAGUGAUUUACCACAGAAUGGAAGAUGACAAAGACAGCUCAGUCUUGGUGCAGCAGUUAAUUGAGCAAAUUUGUUGUGUGAACAAAGCAAAGAUGAUUGAUCAUGCGGGAAGCGUGGAGGAAGGAGCAUAUGAAAUCUAUAAUUGUGUGGAAAAGAUAAUUAAACAGGAUAUAUUGGGCUGUGAAAUGACAGAACUAGAAGGCAAGGAUUUAGGUAAUAAGGAAGAGUCCACUGCUCCUGAAGAAGUUGUUUUUGGUGAUGUAUUGUGGGAUGCACAUGAUGAACAAGAACAGAUGGAAGCUUUCCAGCAGGCCUCUAAUUCAACGUGUGAGCUGGGAUUUGAGAAAUAUUUUGAACGUCUGAAUGACCUAGUAGCAGCGCCAGCACCUAUUCCACCUUUGCUUGUAUCAGGAGGACCAGGCUCUGGGAAAUCUCUCCUUCUGUCAAAAUGGAUUCAAUUGCAACAGAAACAUUCACCAAACACUCUAAUUCUUUACCACUUUGUGGGGAGGCCCAUGUCUACCAGUUCAGAAUCUGCAUUGAUAAUUAAACGCCUUACUUUAAAGCUUAUGCAACAUUCUUGGUUAGUGUCACCUUUGACAUUGGAUCCAGCUAAACUUUUGGAAGAAUUUCCCCGUUGGCUGGAAAAACUUUCUGCACGUCACCAAGGCAGCAUUAUUAUAAUUAUUGAUUCUAUUGACCAAAUACAGCAAGCUGAAAAGCAUAUGAAAUGGCUGAUAGAUCCGCUGCCAGUGAACGUAAGAAUGAUUCUAUCAGUGAAUGUAGAAACAUGCCCACAGGCUUGGAGGUUGUGGCCCACUCUUCAUCUUGAUCCACUGAAUUCCAAAGAUGUUAAAUCUCUUAUUAGUGCAGAAUGUAACUCUGCAAAUGUUAAAUUGACCAAAGAGCAGGAGAAGAAGCUUGAGAGACAUUGUCGUUCUGCUACAACUUGCAAUGCCUUGUAUGUCACUCUUCUGGGUAAAACUAUUGCCUGUGCUGGAAGUACAGGAAAUAUUGAUGAAACCCUGCAACAGUGUUUCCAGUGUCAAGACACAGUGUCACUCUACAGGCUUGUUCUGCAAUCGGUUCAAGAGUCAUUACGGAACGAUAAAGAGAAAGGUCUUUUGAAAGAGGUUCUGUGUGUCAUUGGUGUUAGCCACAAUGGUGUGAGUGAGUCAGAACUGAUGGAACUUUAUCCUGAGCUGUCUUCUGCAGUGCUAGCCUCGCUUGUUCACAGCCUGCACAAAAUGUGUUUGCUGACGUAUGGCUGUGGUUUGCUAAAAUUUCAGCACCUCCAGGCUUGGGAAAUGGUGAAAUUAGAAUAUAUGGAAGGUGAAAAUGCUAUUUCUGCUUAUAGACAAAAGCUAGUAGACUAUUUUACCAUGCAGUUAAGUCGAGACCGAGUGACUUGGAGAAGUGCAGAUGAACUUCCCUGGCUCUUCCAACAACAGGGCGACAAGCAAAAGCUACACAAGUGUCUUUUGAAUCUCUUUGUAUCCCAGAACCUUUACAAAAGGGGACAUUUUGCAGAAUUGCUGAGUUACUGGCAGCUGGUUGGGAAAGAUAAGAGCUCUAUGGCAGCUGAAUAUUUUGACUCUCUGAAAGAAUACGAAAAAAGCUGUGAGGGAGAGGAAAGUAUGAUCUGCCUGGCUGAUCUUUAUGAGACCCUGGGACGGUUUCUUAAGGACCUAGGUCUUCUCAGUCAGGCUGUAGCUCCUCUCCAGCGUUCUUUGGAGAUUCGAGAGACUGCGCUGGAUCCAGACCACCCAAGGGUGGCACAGUCACUCCACCAGCUAGCAGGAGUCUAUGUUCAGUGGAAGAAGUUUGGAAAUGCUGAACAGCUAUAUAAACAGGCACUGGAAAUCUCUGAAAAUGCUUAUGGAGCUGAACAUCCCCGAGUAGCCCGUGAACUUGAUGCCCUUGCAACCUUGUACCAAAAGCAGAACAAAUAUGAACAAGCUGAACAGUUGAGGAAAAAGUCCUUCAAAAUACGCCAAAAAGCAGCAAGGCGGAAAGGCAGUUUGUGUGGCUUUGCUCUCCUGCGUCAAAGAGCCCUGCAACUGGAAGAACUCACAUUAGGCAAAGAUACACCGGACAAUGCUCGAACCCUCAAUGAGCUUGGGGUCCUCUAUUACCUGCAGAAUAAUCUUGAGACAGCAGAGCUUUUUCUGAAGCGCUCCUUGGAAAUGAGAGAGAGAGUCCUGGGAACCGACCACCCAGACUGCGCACAGUCCCUCAACAACCUAGCAGCCUUGUACAAUGAGAAGAAGCACUAUGAUAAGGCGGAGGAGCUCUAUGAAAGAGCUUUAGACAUCAGGAGGAGAGCGCUGGCUCCAGAUCAUCCCUCCUUGGCUUAUACCGUGAAACACCUUGCAGUGCUGUAUAAAAAGAUGGGAAAACUUGACAAGGCUGUUCCUCUGUAUGAACUAGCUGUUGAAAUUCGACAGAAAUCAUUUGGCCCAAAACACCCUAGUGUAGCUACUGCUUUGGUGAAUCUUGCUGUUCUUUAUUGUCAGAUGAAAAAGCAGAUUGAAGCUUCACCUCUUUAUGAACGUGCAUUAAAGAUUUAUGAAGACAGCUUUGGUCAUAUGCAUCCUCGUGUGGGAGAAACUCUAAAGAACUUGGCUGUGCUCAGCUAUGAAGGGGGAGAUUUUGAGAAGGCAGCUGAACUUUACAAGAGAGCUAUGGAAAUAAAAGAAGCAGAGACUUUGUUGAUAGGUGGAAAAGCAACUUCCCGGCAUUCAUCAAGUGGAGAUACAUUCAGUUUGAAAAGUGCAUUGUCACCAAAUGUUUUCCUGGAACAUGGACAAAGGUGAUAUAAUGCUGCUCAAAUUUAAAGUUACAGCUUUCUGAAGGGUGUCAGAUUCAGCUACACUUAGUAGAAGUAUUUCCAAUGAGGAACUAAAUGAAGAUGAGUAUGACGUGAUUUCCUGUUGUUUACCCUCUAAUGAUAUUUAUUUUCACUAUUUAAUCUCAUUUAAUCCCUUAAAAUACAAGAAGGCUUGUAUUAGCCAGAAAACGCACUGAUGCAAAAUAGUUUGUCAUCAGAUAAACAGAUGCUACUCAAAUCUACAGCAUGUAUUUCUUAAUAUCCUAGUCACCUGGAAGUAUCAAUUUGAAGUUUGUUCUUACUCAGUGUGUAAGCCUGUGAAUCAGCUUAAAUACGUAUUAAAAAGCUUUUUAUUAUAAAAAGGUAUAUAAGUGAAAAAUGAAUUGAAACCUCACUAUAAUAUUUCAGAUGUGACUGAUGUAUAUUUGAUCCAGUUUUAAACUGCAAAUGACCCUUAUCUCAAAGGGGUAUGCAUCUUCCACAAUCUUUUUUGUGUUUUUAUAAUGGAGUUAAAAUGAACUUCUUCCAGCUUUUGUUUUGAUUGGAAGGGAUUUAAUAUUUUGGUAGCGCUGUAACUUGGCAAGUUACCAGUUUCAUACUGUUCUAAACAAACAUUAAAUAUUUAGUUUAAAAAAAUUCAAAAAUAGCACUUGAAGCUAUUAUAAUAUAGCCACAGUCUACAGUUUGUAAUAGCUUUCUGGAUAUUUUUUCUUACUUCAGAAAACAGUUCCGAUCAAAACAGUUUUUCACUGUGUUCCAACUACCUUAUGGGCUUCUUUCUUUGCAGGAUUGCUACUGAGUUAAGAAACAAACAAAAACCCCAAACCAUCUGACUUCUCCUUCAAUCAAAAGCCUGUACUUGUUUCUGUUACCUACUCUUAUAUCCGAUAAAGGACAGUGUUAUGCAUUAGAAGGUGCUUGGGGUAGCCUGUCAGCUCUGCUCAGAUUUUAACACGUGUAAUGGUAUCUUUCUCUCCUAAACAGUUUUCCUUCACAUUGAUAAUUUAAGUGAAGAAGAACCUUCAGUGUCCUAUUAAGCUUUCCCCACUGAAUGGUUUUCAACUCUGAACUGUUACUGUUCUUUCCUCAAUUUACUUCUCUCCCCUUUAUUCAUAGGUGAAUUUAAUUGCACUGUUACUUUGGAAAGAAAAAUCAGUCCCUAAAAAGUAGCAAGUUGCAACCACCCAUGGUCCAUUAACAAAGACAGUGAGCAAUUUGCUUUCCCUGACAACCUGAAGAAAAGUUCUUCUGGAAAGCACGAUCAUGACUAAUCGUGGAGGAUCUUGCUGCUUAUGAGGCUAUAACCACAGUUGACUGUGCUCUCGAGACAGUUGCUCGUGUGUUUGUAGUUUUACAUCAUGCACAUAAGAGUAACUUGUAUAUCUGGUAUAAGCCCAAUGCUGUAAUAUAUUUAAUACUUCUAUACAGGAGAACUCCACCUCAAAACAGAAAGUCUUCAGAUUCAAUGAAGAUUUAAUAAUACAGUCAGAAUACUAACAUCUCAAUAACAUUCAUAAUACACUGUAAAAAUUGGAAGUUUUUAAGAUUGCCAAAUAAACGAACAAAACCCAA
Molecule: messenger RNA, 5673 nt
Organism: Dromaius novaehollandiae (emu)
Lineage: Eukaryota; Metazoa; Chordata; Aves; Casuariiformes; Dromaiidae
Gene: NPHP3
Product: nephrocystin 3
Exons: 28
Coding region: 143-4087 (1314 amino acids)
Biological process (GO): determination of left/right symmetry; kidney development; convergent extension
Molecular function (GO): protein binding
Source: RefSeq, a predicted model, not a curated record